Messenger RNA from Saccostrea cuccullata (small rock oyster), 3132 nucleotides. RefSeq lists its product as uncharacterized. The transcript has 5 exons. NCBI's taxonomy places the organism in Eukaryota, Metazoa, Mollusca, Bivalvia, Ostreida, Ostreidae. The record is from RefSeq and is a predicted model, not a curated record. The coding region runs from base 1 to 2520 and encodes 839 amino acids.
AUGGAGGUGGCUGAUGAUGACUCACCAUUGAAGACAUUUAUCAGGAUAAACGCUGCAGAUUUGAAACCAGACCCGGGCAGUGCAACUGACAUCUCCAAUACAAAUGAACAAGAAGACAAUUUGGAGCAAGAAAGUACUGAUAAAAAUUCUGAAGUAGUUUAUAGCCGAGAAGAAAAGAAAGAAGAGAAAGUUGAGAGGUCCAUUUCUCCAACUAAAGGCAAAGAAGAACAGAAUACAGUUGAGACAAUGGCCAGUGUUCUCUCCUCAGAAGCACAAGAAAUGUUGAAGGAUGAAAUUUUCCAAAAAAUCUUGUCUGAAAAAGAAAAAUUCCCAACUGUAAGCUUGCUGGAUUUUGCUGGGCAGUUAGCAUAUUAUGCUUGUCACCAAAUUUACGUAACACCAAAGGCCUUCUUUAUCCUUGUGUUGGACAUGACUAAGAGGUUUGAAGAUGUUGUGGAUAAAGAGAAAGAUAACCAAGAAGGAUCAAUCUUUUCUGUUUGGACUUACAGAGAUUACUUGAAGUUUUGGAUAACCUCAAUCAAGACAUUUGGAGGCAAAAAGGCACCACUGUUUCUUGUUGCCACACACACAGAAACAAAAUCUACAGAUGAAAUAGAGAGGUUCUUUGGGGAGUUUUGGAAUGCUGUACCAGACGAGGACAGAGAUUGGUUAAGUGAGUCUCUGAAUGAUCGGGAGUAUGCAGUGGGUCUAAAGGAACUUAAUGAUAACACUAAAGCAAUGCUAGAGUCAAUGAAAAACUCCAUAGUGGAACUAUUUACGGAUGAGAAUACUACAAAAAUUGAAUUGCCUUCUUCAUGGGCUCUAAUGGAGCAGUUAUUGUAUGAAGGAGGCUGGAAGGUUUUGUCUCUGAGUGAAAUCUCGAAGCUCAACUCAUCUCUUCCUUAUGAAUACCAAAUCAAAAAUGAUGAAGAAAUGACCAAAUUUUUAAAAUGUUUCCAUGAUAAUGGUCUUCUUUUGAAUUUUGGAGAAGCAGAAUUGAGGGAACAUGUUAUACUAGAUAUUCAGUGGCUUGCUAAUGCUUUCAGCAAGGUAAUUGCUGAUGAAAACCAUAUCAAUAAAGAUUGUAAAAGGAAAUUAAUUAAAGAGUGGAAAUCCUUCAACAAAACGGGGGAACUUAAAGAUAAAGUGAUAAAUGCACUGUGGAAAGAUGAACCCUCUUUCUCGAAACAUAAAAAUGAAAUUAUGCCAUACAUGGAGAAACUGCAAAUGCUGGUACCUUUGAAUGUACUUGAGGCUGUAUCAGAAGGUGGCAUGUCAUGGUAUGUCCCAUGUAUGAACAAAAAGCAGUUUAAAGCUGACUUGUUUCAUAAUAAAUGGGAAUGCUCAUCCAUUUUGUGCUAUCGAUUUACUUCCUUUGCCAUGUUUGUGUUCUACAGACUGGUAGCAUACUGCAUAAGUCUUCUAAAAUGGACUGUUGCAAAAGAUGAAGACAAUGAAGGAAGUCUAUGUCUUUAUCAAACAGCAGCAGUGUUUGAUCACAAUGAACACACGGUUGUUGUUGGCAUAUGUAAUGACGAAAUUCAGUUACAAGUAUUACGAAUCAGCCGAUUAGCCGUAGACAAAGACGUAUCGAAUGAUAUUGGAGACUCCAUUGAACAGGCCUUAGAAAAACUGACGGAAACAUUUCUUGGGGAAAAAAAGUUUUAUAGAGGAUUUAAAUGUCAAAACAGUAUUUGUAAUGAGAAAGAUCUAUCUUUCACCCUUGCAAGUGAGCUCUCCAAAAUUAAGGCUGAAGAAACACAAUGCAAAUGUCAAAUUCAGGAGAAACAUGUGAUAAAUGUACAAAGAACUCUUAGCUUCUGGGAAAAGAAAGAAGUAAACAAUACUAGCAAUCGGCAAAUAUUGGCAGACCGAUCUAGAUUUGCAAAGCUUGGAAUGGCAACAAAUGAUGUGUUGAAUCAGGCAUACAGAGAUGUGCUGGAGUGGGAAAUGCACCCUUCUUUUGUUUAUAACAAAGUGAAGACAUCAUCAAUUUAUAAAACUUUACGCUCAGAUCAGGAAGAUCUCUUGAAAACAGCUGCAAGCUCUGGAUAUAAGAAUUUUGAUAUUUCAUUGAUCUAUAUGUUGAUCAGAAAUGUUUGUUCAAAGAUCCCUAAGCCAACGAAAGGAAAAUGGGGAGGCAACAAUAUGCCUACAGCAGGAGAGAUAAGGGUUGGUGAUGAUGUCGAGCGAAUCAGGAUAAUCCGAAACUCUUUGACUGCACACGUGAGCUCAGCCUCCACCCCUCAGACAGAAUUUGAUGCCACCUGGACAACGAUGUCAGAUAUCUGCAGAAGACUGGAAAACUUUACUGGAAAGAAAUACCUGGAUGAUCUUAACAGCAUUCAAACUCUGAGUUUAAAAGAAGAAGAUGAAGAUGCUAUUAUAGAAAUGGUUAGAAUGGAAAGUCAGUAUGAAAUGGUGAAGACAGUUAUGUCAAAUGUGCAAGACGUCGCGUCAGAAGUGCAGGAAGUAAAAGCAGCAGUAUUAAGACUUGAGAGCAAGCAUGCUGCAAAUUAAGACUAUUACUAACCGGUCAUCUUUUAGAACACUUGAAUGUACACUUUUAUACAUAAUGAAAAAACAAUAUUGAACUCAAUUUCAAUUCACAUUCAUUUUAUUUGUAGGAUAUGGUAUUGUCAAAAUACCGAACAUCAUAUAAUUUUAUAUGCUGAAACGCAUAUAAGGCAAAAGAAACACAUUCUUUUCUGGAUGUGAUGCUUUUAAUUCCUCCAAUGACUGAAAGCAUACAUUCCAAUGCUUAUGCUAUGAAUUUUCAAACUGUUUGACCACAAAAAUAUACUGUUGUUAGGCAAUGUUGAAAUUCAAUUACUAAUGUUGGGAAGCGAACCAUUAUAUGUAUAUAAUGAGGUAUAAAAUUGAAUUUAGACUACAUUUAAAUUACCAUAGAUAAUUUGACAGACACAUUUAUUGACACAAUUUUUCAAAAAGGUUUUUAAUGUCAAAAUAUCAUAUUUGUGGGAAUGAUCCAUCUUUGAAUCUUGAAAGCGAACUGUCCAACAUCAAAGCUGAAGAAAGCAGUGCAAGAGUCAAUUUCAGAUGAAACGUGAUAACUGUGCAGAUGACCCUGCGUUUUUCGGAGAAGGUAAUUAUAACAUGCCAUUACAGCCA